AAAGAAACCAAACGGAAAAACGUUGGACGACAUCGCCGUUAACUAUGGGCCCGCCGGGAGACAGAACGCGCCACGUGUCGACUGAAAGAACGGAGGACUUCAGCUGGAUUGUCGAUUUAUCUUGACAUGGCAUGCGGCAGGGCGAGUCGGAGGUUGUGACGACUGAAGAAAAGAAGAGAAAGAAAACAAGCGCAGCGAACACCUCGAAACUUCAGACGUGAAAACAAAAAAAGGGUUGAUUUUUGUCGGUUUAAUUUAAAACCAUUCAGCGCUCGUCGUUGGUUGGCUAUUUGAUCCCCCCUCCCUCCUCCUCCUCCUACUCCUUUUUUUUGUCGUUGUAGUUGUUGACAAGACACGACUGAAGCGAAUUACACCGAGCUAAAAAAAAAAAAUGCUGAGCACAAGCAAAACCAGCUAGUCAGUCAACCCCCGCAAGGUCUCUUGACUCUCACAGCACUGGCAGUCACAUUGAGCCAGACGAGAAAAUGUAAACGCGUGGAAAGAUGACUGUACGCUAGCAAAGCCAACCACACAUAGGCCUCGAUUAAGCCAAUCAGUCGGAAGAUAAGAUGUAGCUAUAUCGUCGGGUCACUACUAGUUAGUGUUGGAAGUGAAUGCCUAGAUUAGCUCUGCUAGCUCACCUUAGCUAGUGUGCUAAAAAUACGCCCACAUCAUGACUAUCAGCAGUGGCAGCACCGCAGGCCGUGGGCCAAAUGAGUGGCAGUAACAAGUCAAGGAAAUGUCAAGGUACUUUCGCAGUAGUCUUCGAUGUUACCCGGUGCCAAUAUCUCCUGGCAUCUGUAUUUACCUGCCAUGUUUGUCCGUAUCCCCGAUCCGUCUGUAACACGCACAUAACGCAGUCUCUACAGAGAAAAACACAAACACAAAACGACAGCCAUGGAUGAGGGACUUUGAAAUUACCCAAACAAUAGAAUAUUUGUCUGCUUGCUGGUCUCUGUGAUCCUCAAUUUCACUAGCAAAAAAAAAAAUAUAUAUAUAUAUAUUUAUAUAUAUUGCCGAUAUGGGUUUUUUCCACAGUAGCAGCCGUUUCUGUUGAUUUCAGUAACACAGAAGAAAAGUUAAGUCAAAUUUGAGUUGCUCUUUCAUUUAAAUCUCUUGUUGUUGUCAAUGGCAGGUUGAGAAACAAACAAACAAACAAACAAAAAAAAAACAAAAAGGCUAAUUUGGCUUUAAAGUCAUGUCCUAAAAACAUGAAUUUCUGAAUAAGUAAUAAGGAGAUGUAGUCUUGUCGAUCAUUCCCCUCCUCAACACUGCCCUUUUACAAAAAAAAAAAAGAUAAAUAAAAAUGACUUAGUUUUGUUUCCGAUUUGUUUGACCUUUUUCAGUUGGUAGUUAGUGGGUAAUUCACGGAUCUAGCCUAGAGUCGUUUUGAUGCGUUGUUUCUGCGAAGGGUAGCUAGCUCCAUCCUUUUUAUCCAGCGUAUAAACACAAAAAGUAAGAGAGUGUUGCCAAAAUAUUCCGCACAAGAGAGGAAGACACUACCAUCAAAAUCUAACCAUGGGGGACCCAACUUCACGAAGAAAUCAGACAAGAAAUCGACUUCGAGCUCAACUUCGGAAGAAAAGGGAAUCUUUGGCUGAUCAGUUUGACUUCAAGAUUUAUAUAGCCUUCGUUUUCAAAGAAAAGAAGAAGAAGUCUGCACUUUUUGAGGUAGCUGAAGUGGUGCCAGUGAUGACCAACAAUUAUGAAGAAAACAUCCUACGAGGUGUGCGGGAUUCCAGUUACUCUCUUGAGAGUUCGAUAGAACUCCUGCAAAAAGAUGUUGUGCAACUACACGCCCCCCGAUACCAGUCAAUGCGAAGGGAUGUGAUAGGCUGCACACAAGAGAUGGACUUCAUCCUCUGGCCUCGCAACGACAUUGAGAAGAUUGUCUGUCUGCUGUUCUCCAGAUGGAAGGGGGCCGACGAUGAACCCUUUAGGCCUGUUCAGGCCAAGUUUGAAUUUCAUCAUGGAGACUACGAGAAGCAGUGCUUGCAUGCUUUGGGUCGUAAAGACAAGGCUGGAAUGGUCAUGAACAACCCAAGUCAGUCUGUAUUUCUCUUCAUGGAUAGACAGCACUUACAGACUCCUAAAACCAAGGCCACAGUUUUCAAGUUGUGCAGCCUCUGCCUUUACUUGCCCCAGGACCAGCUGACCUGCUGGGGUGUGGGAGACAUCGAGGAUCACCUCCGCCCAUACAUGCCUGACUAAGGCUUCCUGCUCCACUCAGCCACAUAGGGAAAAGCCCUUCCCCUCCCUCCUGCCUAAGCCUUCAGAAGCAAAUUGAUGUACUCAUCUCCACCCGUUUCCUUUUAAAAGAUUUGAACUUGUGCUUGGAUCUUUUUUUUUUUUUUUUGUUACCAACUCGUUCUCCCCUUCCUGACCUGAAGCUGAUUCAGUUCCCAUCCUUGUUUUGUUUUCCCCCCCUCACGCUCCCAAUGUUCCUCCUCUUCUCUCUGCCAUUUUUGGAUUGGUUCCCCCCUCGUUUUUUUUUUUUGUUUGUUUGUUUUAAUUUACUCCCUCUUCAUUCCCUCUUACUCACUCAUCCAGUUUUAUUUAUUUGAACCUGCACGAACAUUGAUUUUGAGUGGUUGCUUGUUCUCUUGGAGCCGCACUGUCAACAGCACCGGUCAUUGAAGGAACUCUUUAUGUUGCAUCAAAACAGGAACAAACAAUACACAGGUCUUCACGGUGGUUCUCAGAUGGACGUGUUUUUUAUAUCCUUGUUGUCAUAAGAAAGGAUUGUUAAAGCUUGUUUGUAAUGUCAAUGGGGUUUCUAGAACAACUUUACACAAUCUUUUGACCAAGGACAGGUGUGAAUAAGGCGUUAAAAAAAAAAACACCUGUGUAAGCAAAGAAAACAAGAUGAACAAUAUUUGUCAAAUCAUAUGGUGUAGGUAUUGCUUCUUAUAAACCGCCUUAGUUUUUUUGCUGGACUUUUAAAAAAAAAUGUUUUGGUGUCAUUUGCUUUCCUCUGAAACAUGCUAGGCAGGCCUUUGCUAAAAAUCUUGAGUGACUUAAAAGGCAUUGUACACAAAGUUGAGACAUGUUGGUUAGAUGUUGAAGGUCAUCGUCACCGUUCAAGCUGUUGAUGCACCAUUCAUUUCAGCUACUGAAAUCUGAUGUUUUAUGUUUUUGUUUUUAUUUGGGAUGUGGGUUGGUGGUGAGAAACUGAAAUGGUGACAUACUUAAUGUUUAACACACCUAACAAAAGUUGCUGAAAGCUAACUGAUCUUUGUUUAAUUUGACUUACUAAAAAUUAAGAUGAUUUGCUGCCAUGCUCAUCAAAUUAAAAAUUGUUUUUUGCAGGCUUUUUUUUUCUGUCAAAGAAUAUGAAGUACAUAAGUACAUAUAAUUUUUGCUCCUCGUUGAUUCAGUGUGUCGAGUUGAAAGGGUAUAAGGCGUGUAACUUCUGGGUUUUUUUCUGUUGAUUCUCAAAUCAAUACUGCUGAGCAUAUCCCAAUACAGUGCAAAUUCUGAAAGC
Larimichthys crocea (large yellow croaker) is the source of this 3484-nucleotide messenger RNA. It is a transcript of the gene cxiiih6orf62, whose product is annotated as chromosome XIII C6orf62 homolog. Bases 1519 to 2211 code for a protein of 230 amino acids. The transcript has 5 exons. The record is from RefSeq and is a predicted model, not a curated record. Lineage: Eukaryota; Metazoa; Chordata; Actinopteri; Sciaenidae.